AUGUCGGCCCCGGGAGAAGAAGAAAUCUCGCCUUAUGAGCUCCUCGAGCUCCCGAUGGAGGCGACGGAGCAGGAGAUUAAGACUUCCUAUCGCAAACGGUCCUUGAAAGUCCAUCCGGAUAGGAAUCCUAAUAAUCCAGAUGCAGCCCGAAAGUUCCACGAACUAAACCAAGCCUACGAGCUCCUCCUCGACCCCCUACGCCGCCUCGCACUUGAUGCCAAACUGCGCCUGAAAAACGCACGCAAGGAACGAUACAAAGCGUACGAUGCCAAACGGAAGAACCUGGUCGAGGAAUUGGAGGAGCGGGAGAAGGCGUUUAAGAAGGCUAAGAUGGAGAAGCAGAGGGAGGAUGAGCAGUUGCAGUAUCAGACUGAGAGGAUUAAGGAGGAAGGGAGGCGGUUGAGGGAGGAGAAGGAGAGGAAGGCCAGGGAGGCUGAGAAGGAGAAGAUUAGAAUGGAGGAAGUGGCGAAGAAGGCGGAGAAGAUGGAUGUGGAUGUGGAGGAGCCGCCGCCGUUGGACCAAUUUGAUACCACUGUUAGACUCAAGUAUGCCUUGAAGUCGCAUCCGGGGUUGACCACGAAAGAAGCUAUUGCGGCGUUCCUGUCGCCCUUCGGAGCUGUGGAUGUGGAUUCUAUCGUGUUCAGUCUCAAGACCAAGGCUAAGAAGAAGGCAAAGGCUGCUGGGGAUGUGACGGGACCACCGACACAUGCUACAGCCCUCGUCCCCUUCAAGACUAUUGGAGACGCUUAUGCCGCUGUCUGCGCGUCAACCUCACCUUCCCCCAAGGUCGAUCUAAAGGGCAUGGAGAUUGGAUGGGUGAACAAUAAGGAACCUUUGAUUCUGGGCUGGCUCAAGAAGAUGGGAAAACUACCCUCAUCUCGGGAACCUUCAAAGUCACCCCCGACGGAUUCUGCCAAGCAGGAGGAUAGUAGUCGGUCCACACCCUCUUUCUCGUUCGUGGCUCCUUCAACGAACGACAAUGCCUCGAAAUCCACUCCGUUUUCGUCUUUCCCCGAUCUGGAACCUCCUUCGAUUCCGUCAACGACGGACGUACCUUCGUUCUCCGGCUUCACUGGCGCACCAGGGUUGGAUUACGAGAGCUUGACGUUGUUGAGGUUGAGGCAGGCGGAGAAGGAGAGGCUGGAAAGGGAGAUUUUGGAAAGGGAAAGAGAGGAGGAAGAGGCUGCGGCUAAGGGGUCGUGA
Molecule: messenger RNA, 1203 nt
Organism: Coprinopsis cinerea okayama7#130
Lineage: Eukaryota; Fungi; Basidiomycota; Agaricomycetes; Agaricales; Psathyrellaceae
Exons: 5
Coding region: 1-1203 (400 amino acids)
Biological process (GO): spliceosomal complex disassembly
Cellular component (GO): spliceosomal complex
Source: RefSeq, a predicted model, not a curated record